AUGACUUUGGAAGCUUUUGAGCUUUUAAUCGGUAAAGUUGUACAGACAGACAGUUCGGGCACAAUCCUUGAACCGCUUGCGCCGGCGACGGCGGCCGCAAAACUUUGUUUUACAGGACUACUUUUCUUCUUGUUUCAAGGUUGCGGGUGUGUGGGGCGGGGCGGGUGGGCGUUCGCGUGCGCGCGCAUCCUCCGGCCCGCGCCCGCUCGCUCACCUCGGCCUCCGCAUAGUCCGCGAAUCGCGCCCCGCUCGCUCGCACCGCGACGCUCGCUACGCUCACCGGCAUCCCACCGUAGUACAGCCGUCGACAAACUUUCACAAACCCACUACGGAGCCGCGUCGCGCUACGGUCGAGAUGCGUUACAUCUUCCCGCAAUAAACCAAACCAGUAGUGCUCUCUGA
Diatraea saccharalis (sugarcane borer) is the source of this 402-nucleotide messenger RNA. NCBI's taxonomy places the organism in Eukaryota, Metazoa, Arthropoda, Insecta, Lepidoptera, Crambidae. The record is from the annotation of a GenBank genome assembly.